UCAUUUUAAGAAUCUUUUUUAUUUAGUACGCAAUGGUAAUGAUGUGUUGAUUAGAAAAUAUGUGCCACUUGACUUUUGGCUAAUAAAAUAGGUACCUAUAUAUUUUUCAGAAUCUUGAAAAUGAUGGAUGCUGAUGCUAAAUAAGAAAUAAAAAUUUAGCUAGUAGGUACCUCAAUCAAAAAAAAAAAAAAAAAAAAAAAAUGAUGAGCAAUAUUUAUUUUAGAAUAUUGACGAUAAGUUUCAUUUUUUCAAACUUGACAACUAUAGAAUCAGCUAAAAUCCUGGGAAUUUUUAUAAUAUUCAGCAAAAGUCACCACUCAGUAAGUCAACCAAUUGUUAAAGGUUUAGCUGCCAGGGGACACGAGGUGACCGUUGUGAGUCAUUUCAAAUCCAGUCAUACUGUUCCAAAUUACACUGAGAUUUUACUCCCCGAAGCUAACAAUUUUAUUGACACUAUUGAUAUAAAAUCUACACAAAAUUAUUCUGAUUAUUAUCAAUAUAAAAAAUUUCUUCGUGAACUUGAGAAUUCCCAUUGUGAUCACGUUUUGAGUUUGGAAUUCAUUAAAGAAUUGAUAUUUUCUAAGGAGAAAACAAUUGAUUUAAUUAUAGGUGAAAUUUAUUUUACGCAAUGUUACCAUUUAUUAGCGUACACAUUAAACGUACCAUUGAUACUUUUUCUUUCGCCGAGUCUAGGCGAAGGAGUACAUUACUUUGUUGGCAAUCCAUGUAAUCCAUCCUUUAUACCUGUGAAAAAUACUCUAUAUACUACACGAAUGAGUUUUUUCGAACGGCUAGACAAUGCUUUUCAGUAUAGUCGGAAUUAUUGGUUCCAAAGCUUUGUAAUUAACGCAGAUACUGAGAGAUAUGCUCGCGAAGUGUUCAAAAUGGAGCCCCCUUCUAGCGAAGAACUGAACAAGAAGGCUGCUUUAGGUUUUUACAACAGUCAUUUCAGUUUUAUUGGCAGACCAAUGUCUCCUAAUGCGAUAGAAAUUGGCGGUAUUCACAUCAAAGAACGGAAAAAGUUAUCAAAGGAUUUGGAAGAUUUCAUCGAAGGAUUUGCUCCUGGCGUUAUUUUUUUUUCUUUCGGUACCACGAUCAAAGCUAGUAGUAUAUCUUCUGAAAAGUUGAAGAUUAUUAUUGAUACUUUUGCUUCUAUACCUCAAAGAGUAUUAUGGAGAGUAAAUGAAUUGAACAUAUCUGAAUCCAUACCUCCUAACGUCAAAUUAGGCAAAUGGUUUCCACAAAGAGAUAUCUUAGAGCAUAAAAACGUAAUCGGGUUUAUAAGUCAUUGCGGCCUAUUGGGUACAUUGGAGGCUGUUCACACAUCAACUCCAGUCAUUGGUAUGCCUUUUUCGUUCGACCAAUUUCAAAACGCCAACAUAUUAGCUGAAAAGGGAGCUGGUAUCCACGUUGAUUACUUCACAAUGACUAAAUAUAUUUUUGCUCGUGCAAUUGAGGAAAUUAUAACCAACCCCAAAUAUCGCGAAAACAUGCAAAAAUUAUCAAUGGUAUUCAAAGACAGACCAAGAUCACCUUUGGACGAGUCUCUAUAUUGGUCAGAAUAUGUUAUAAAACACCAAGGAGCUCCUCAUUUGAGGACCACAGCAGCAGAUAUGCCUUUGUAUCAAUAUUUAUUACUGGAUGUACUCGCAGUAAUAUUGGGCACUGCGAUAGGUAUUUUAUGUAUUUGUAAACUAUUGCUGAGAAUUGGGGUACGAUUUUCAAAUUAUAUUACCUAUACCUACCUAGGGAAAACGAAAAAGACAAUUCGAUAAUUUCUUGAGAGAUUUAAUUUUGAGAAUUGUGCGUGUAGUGAGUAGUGACUUGUGAGUGCGAAUGAAGAAUUGAACAUUGAAGACAAGGGCUUCUGCCAGAUGAUUCACAAUUCACAAAUGAAACAAUACUCUGAGUAAGAGGCUAGAGGGUGCUUUUCUUCAAAAUUUUAGAAUAUUUUCGUACGUCUGAUUCUGAUGGCAUGCUAAG
Planococcus citri (citrus mealybug) is the source of this 1983-nucleotide messenger RNA. Its product is annotated as UDP-glucosyltransferase 2-like. Gene Ontology annotation, molecular function: UDP-glycosyltransferase activity. The record is from RefSeq and is a predicted model, not a curated record. Lineage: Eukaryota; Metazoa; Arthropoda; Insecta; Hemiptera; Pseudococcidae. The coding region runs from base 201 to 1775 and encodes 524 amino acids. The transcript is spliced from 4 exons.